Schistocerca americana (American grasshopper) is the source of this 6401-nucleotide messenger RNA. RefSeq names its product putative epidermal cell surface receptor (gene sas). NCBI's taxonomy places the organism in Eukaryota, Metazoa, Arthropoda, Insecta, Orthoptera, Acrididae. The record is from RefSeq and is a predicted model, not a curated record. The transcript has 18 exons. Gene Ontology annotation, molecular function: protein binding. Bases 43 to 4302 code for a protein of 1419 amino acids.
CUCGCCACAAGCAGCCGCAGCCGUCGAGUGCUCCAGAGCGCCAUGUCACGCGCAGCCGCCCUCCUGCUCCAGCUGCUGCUGGGGUGCGCCGCCCUCGCCACCACCGGCGUGAUGGCGCAGGCCCUGGUCCCCGGAGUGCUCCCAGCAGAGACGCCUCCCCCGUCGCCCCCCAGCACGCCCCCGCCUCUCACGCCUCCGCCGUCGCAGUCGACGUCACCGGACGCUUCUCCAUCUGACUCCAUGACCACAACGACAACCACAAGCGCAGUCACAACCACCACGGCUGGCGCAAUAGCCAGCUCCACGGAGGCGCCGACGUCACGAGAUCCGGGCGCCGGGCGAGCGUUGGGCGCCGGUGCGGGAGUCAACAUGAGCGACGCCAGCGCUGCCAACAUGACCACCUCGCUGCAGGACCUGUCUCUCGACGACAUCGACACCUCUAUGCUCACCACCACGGUGACGGCAACAGCAACCGCAGUGGGAGAGUGCCCGCCAGGUGGAGGCAACUUCAGCCGCGGCUGUGAAGAGACGUGUGAAUGUGCACCAGGCUCCAGCACGCCCUCAUGCCGGCCACGCUGUGCAGGGCCCAUGUUCCGCAGGGGCCGUGCACGCCUUGCAGCCGACCCCCUGUGCGAUGAGAAGCCUGUGGACGACUGCUGCGCUGUACUUGUCUGCCAGGAUUCAGCUGUGGAGCCCCUAGAGAUCUGUCAGUAUGAGAACAUAACUCUACAACGUGGAGAGGUCUACAAAAAUGGCUGUGAGGAAGUCUGUACAUGUGGUGAAGCAGGAAAACUCAACUGUAAACCUAGAUGUCCAUCACCAGUACAUAGGGAGUCAGCAGUGACAGACAAAUGUGUCAUGCUGCCUGAUCCAACUGAUCCCUGUUGCAAAGUGCUUCGCUGUGAUGUCACACUCACAGAAGGUGACUACGAGACCUCAUCUGUCAGUGCCCAGGAUUCAACUUCUGCAAAUCUGCCAAUGAACACAACAACUCCUGUUACAACUAAUUUUACAGGUACAUGUCAAUACAAAGGUAAUAACUAUGAAAUCAAUGAAGAAUUUCAUGAUGGAUGUGAAGCAUUUUGUAUCUGUGAAGCAACAGGUGUACAAUGUGCUCCUAUCCAGUGUCCCACAGAAUUUGGGCUGGACUUAAUAGACCCUCACUGUCUUGAAUGGGACACAUCAGCAUUUGUCCCUAGUCCCCCAUCUUGCUGCCCAUCAGAAGCAAUCUGCAAGAACAAUGGCUCUUGUCUGUAUGAAGGACAACGAUUUGACAACUUCGCACAGAUACCAACAAACCUGACAGGAUGCGAGCAGCACUGUGCAUGUGAAUUUGGAAAUGUUACUUGUCGUCGUGUGUGUGAACCAUUAGGAGACUCGCCACCCCCUGAAUUUAAUUGUCCAGUGCCACCCAUCAUUGGAUUACUGCCUCAUGACAACUGCUGCAGAAGUUGGUUGUGCCCUCAGCCAUCAACAGGGACAGACACUAUGGACAGACUGCUUGGGACAGAACACAGACAUCAUCAGUUAGACAACUCUUCCCAUGUCUCCCCAGAUUCAAAACUUGUUUACCACCCUUCACUUUCCCAGUCACCAUCACAAGAUUUAACUUCAGUAACAACACAGGAAGGUACCCAGUCUUCAGUGUCAAUGCCUAUGGAACAUUUCCAAGAAAAUAUCAGUGAACAAAAACCUCAUGUUUUUCAGGGGCCUUUUGCACCUGAUCAUUUGUCACAGCCUCCUAUGAUGGCCACAAGAAAUAAAUCUCAUGAUGUUCUUGAGUACAUUCCAAAAAGUCCUGUUCUUCCCUUGCAGGAAACUGACUUGGUUGACCACAGACAUAAUGACUUCAUUAGUCACAUGACUUCUAAUGCCAAACAGCUUGGAAGUGCAAUGGAUGGUGGACAGCUUGACUUGGAUGACCAUACUUCUAAUAGCUUUCUGCCCACUGUAACUUAUGGAAAACAUGAAACAAACAUUUUAAACAAUAUCUCAGUUAAAAAUUCAACAGGUUUAACUAAACCUGAUACAACUGACAGUAAAGCUGGAAUGACUUCUACUGGAUUGCCAGGUACAGACUUGCUACUGAAAGAACUUGAUGCUGGACAGAAAAAUUUAACACAACCUGGGCCUGUUUCCAAAAUAAAUGACUCCAAACCCAAAGUAUCAGAACAAAUUUACAUAACUCCUGCACCCUCUCAUGGUGCCUCCAGACCAGUGGUGAAAAACCCUGAACACAAUGACUUCAAAAUUAAACAUUUAGGUUUUCCACAAAUACCUACAGAAUUUCAUCCUCCUGAACAGUACCCAGGCUCUCUAGAGGAACAACUAAUAAGAGAACUUCAACAACAGGGACUUCUUCCUCCAGGUGCUAAGGUACAAGUUUCUCACAAUCCUGUCCACCCACAAGAGGUAUUUUAUCACGUGCCAGGUACCACAAGUAAUGGUGCUGGUUCACAUGAAAUAUUUUUGCAGAACCCUGAUAUUAUAGAUCCACACCAUAGCCAGAAUUUUGCCCAAUCGCCUCCAUACAUCCCAGAUAAAAUACCAGCUCCUCAGAAAGCCUUACUACCACAUACAUUCCAUGGAGAAUGGUUGAGUUCAUCAAAUCCACAGGGAUUUAAUGAUGUUGUUAUUCCAAACACUGCUUCUCAGCAGACAAUUCCUAAAGGUGCAAGAGAACGAGACGCUUUACCAAACACUGCUCCAGACUCCAAUAGAUUUCCGAAUGAUAAACUUGCUUACAUAAACUUAGCACAAAAAUCACAAUCAUCAUCAGCUGAUAUUAUGUCUGAACAUGACAUUUUAGGAAAGAAAUCUACAGGGCAGAAACCAUUCCAACCUAAUCCUCUCCAAAUCCCUGAAGACUUUUUGUACCACAUUCAACAGCAUGCUGCCCCCCAAGCACCCCUUUACAACUCACAGCAGGGGACCAUGGUGUCACCUCACAGUCAUCCUCGUGGUCCUCCGACCACUCCUGAGGAGCUACUGGCGCGUCUGCACCAGCAGGGUCUUCUUUCUGACCCUCGAAACCAUUCAGGAUUUGGGAUAGAUAACCUGCCACCAGGAUUUCCAAGACUACCCUCACAGAAGACAGGUGACAUAACAGUCCAUAUCGUGGAGGCUGUGGAUCCCACAUCAGUCCGGCUUGUGUUUUCUGUACCUCCAGUGUUGGUUGGUUUACAUGGUCGUAUAGAAUUAAGAUAUACAUCUGAUAAAGGGAAUAAUGAUGUGGCCUCAUGGGAACAACAGAUCUUGGCACCACCUGAUGACAUCAUAGCCACACCACAACUGGAAUUUGUACUUGGAGAGCUUCAACCUGACACUGAGUACCAAAUACAGAUUUCAGUCAUGAUGAGAGACAUCCAGAAUGCUCCCCACAGUCCAGUAAUUUCAGUCAGAACACCUCCAGCGUUACCACCUAUAAUAGAGAUAGAUCCUGCUCUUGCUGUAGUUGAACUUAAUGGUACAUGGGUCGAUCUCAGCUGGCGCAGAUUUUCUGAAGAAGAAGCACAGUUCAUAGAUGGUAUUCAGUUGAGGUACAAAGAAGUUAAUGAUAAGGUGUACACAGCAACGCCACUCAUACACCGUUCAGUAACAAAAUAUCGCCUGGAGAAUCUGCGACCAAGCUCACAAUAUGAAAUUGCUAUCUUUUUCAUACCCUUUCAUGGUCAGACCACAGAACUGCAAGCAAGAGAAGGACUACUUGUGUCAACAACAGCCCUCCAUGAUCCAUACUUCUUCGAAUUAAAAGUCGAUGUUUCCCAGCUCAAAGCAACUUCAGUUGAAAUACAAUGGGAUGGCGUCCCUUAUCCACCAGACAAGUAUGUCAACGUAUUUCGUGCUAUAUAUCAGAGUGAUGCUGGCAAAGAAGACUUCAGUACCUUCAAAAUUGUCAAGAGAGAUGCACCACCCAAGGCUAUAAUCCAAGAUCUUAAGCCAGGAACCAGGUAUCGCUUGUGGCUGGAGGCAUACCUGACAAAUGGCAAAAUAAAAAAGAGCAAUGUGAAGGACUUCAUGACAAAACCUGCAUCUGUAGCUCCAGAAGGAAACAGUAUCCAAGGGAAACUAGAAGGAGCACCGGUUACUCCUGUGCAAACAGCGAACAGUUAUUAUAGUCCACUAGUAGCAGUGGCUAUUCUGGCUGCAAUCUCAACACUAGCUGCUGUUAUUCUGUUGUUGGUUCUACUACGGAAGCAUGGUCAAAACAAGGCUGCCAUCUCAGCUGGUCGCAAGUCCCAGUCUGCUUACGACAAUCCUUCUUACAAGGUAGAAAUCCAGCAAGAAACAAUGGACCUGUGACAGUACUGGACCUACAACCAAUGGAAAUUCAGUAACGAGGUCAGAAGCACCAUAAGGAGACAAUGACCUCAAAUAUGAAGACUGAAUGUGAACCACAGCAAAUAUUUGUUGAGUAUGUUCAUAUAUGAUAAGUGAGCGCAAAAUGUUGACAGGAUUCUGUUCAUAACAAAUCUGGAUCCUUUUAGCAAAACUAUUACUUGAACAAUGAUCGAAGUGUCCUAGUGCUAAGUGAACAGAGUCAAGUUUGUGGACAAGAGACAAGAUCUGUUCAUACUGAUACAACUUGCCUUUGAAAUUAUAUUUUCCUGUGCAAUGCUUCCAUCUUUGGUAUUUUAGGAUAUAAUGACUUACAUUUGAGUCUCCACAUGAGGAAGUCUUGAUACAUAAUGCAUUAAGAAUACCAUCUCAAGAUACAAUAUGCAUAACAGGCAUAUCUGAGAGUAUUAUUUUAUAUGCAGAGCUCUUUCGAAAUUAUCAUUCCUAAUUUUAGAAUACUUUGGUUAAUCAGCUAACACCCAAGGCAGUACAGUGCACUUCCUUGCCUGUUCUUCUUUUUCUUUAUGAAUAAGAACACACAUUUACUUCUGUAUAUUCACUCAUUGUAAUAUCAGACCUUAAUAAUAUGCUAUCGGUUUACAGAGCAUAUAUGUAACAUUCAUGGUUAAAACCAUACUGCUGUUUGUGUGGGAGUAGUUUUCAGGUGAGAAUUUAAUUUGAACAUAGUCAAAAAGAACAUGUAUUAAAAUAUUGUACAGCAUUGUGUUGAUAAGUUGUAUAAAAACAUUGAAAGAGAAUUAUAUUGCACUUGCAUUGUAAAUAUGGAGCAGGUAUCAUUCUAUAUUUUUAAAUUAUUGAAAAACUUGAAUUCAAAUAACAUUAUUGUAUGUAUGUAUAUAUGCCUUCCUUCCUGAUUCAAGUAAUCAAUAAUUUUAGCAUGUGAUACAUCCUUGAUCAUUCUCUUCAUACAUGAAAAUCAAGAUAGUUUCCUUCACUGGGUUUUUCGUAGCAGUGUUUAGCACACUUAGAGUAAGAUGUCGAAAAUUAUUAAAAAUUUAAGCAAUUAUUGUUUUCAUUAUUGAUCUUCUAGAAUUCAGAAAUGUUGUCAUCCAUUACUAGAUAUCAAACAUAUACAAAAAGACAAUAUUUCCAUUGGAAAUGAUUCUUUAAGAAAUAUUCAGACAAAAAAAUUGUAUAGUACACAAAUCAGUUGUUUGAAGAUAAACAGUUUAUUUCAGUGCAGAUCAAAGUUAAUGCUAAUUGGUAACCAGAGUAUUUCAUUUGAUAAACAUCAUUAGAAAUACUGGUUAACAAUAAUGUAUAUGAUCUCAAAAUGAAAAAGAAAGAGUAUAAAAAAGAAGCAUUGGAUCUUUAAUCUCUGGGGCAGUUCCACUGAUUGAAUUUUGUCAACAAAACUGUCUCAACUGGCUUAAACAUUACGUUUUCAUAAGCUACGAUUAAUUGAGCAAGUAACAAUUAUUAAAUCACAAAAAUCUGCAACUGUCCUGCUGUAAGCACACAUAGUGCUAAUAGAAAAAAAAACUUUGUUCUGAAUCAAGAAUUUGUAUUACACACUUCCCCCACAGAAUAAUCUCUCCAUUGAUGUGGCAAGAGAAACGAACCAAAAUUGUAGAAAUAUGAAAUCUUUAAACAAUUUUCCUGUUUAUCGUUUAUAUAGGAAGAGUAACACUGUAUAGUCUUACCUACCAUGAGGAGGUCAGAUGGCAAUUUACGAAGAACUUUUGAUGUUAAACAGUAUUUUUGCUAUGUUGCUUGUAUGUUACUAUACUGAAAAUUUUUUUUAUUUAAUCUUAUUUUCAUUUCAUGUGCCAAAGACAAUAAAUCUUCAGUAUCAUCCAUGUGAUCUUAAUCAUUUUACUCAAUAACUUUUUUACUUUCUAUGUGUUUCAUUUAUAAGUGAAGACUAUACAAAAUGUUUAAAUUUAGAUAAUAUUUAAACGAAAAGAAAUCAAUACAUGUCCAUAACUUCUAACAAAUUUGUUUUCUACAUUCAGUUGUGUCAGUCUGUUUAUUGCUCAUAUAUUUAUAGAAGUUUUCAUAGUCUGUAUAUAUUUUGAAAUAAUAAAAUUACUUAAAACAAA